This is a messenger RNA of Tarenaya hassleriana, 892 nucleotides long. RefSeq names its product protein RER1D-like. The record is from RefSeq and is a predicted model, not a curated record. The transcript has 4 exons. Lineage: Eukaryota; Viridiplantae; Streptophyta; Magnoliopsida; Brassicales; Cleomaceae. Bases 270 to 866 code for a protein of 198 amino acids. Gene Ontology annotation, biological process: protein retention in ER lumen; retrograde vesicle-mediated transport, Golgi to endoplasmic reticulum. Gene Ontology annotation, cellular component: Golgi membrane.
ACCAUCUGCCAAAAAAUAGCGAAUAGAUUCGUUCCACGUGUCACAUACAUCGCUUACGUCAGUUUCGCUUCGAGAAACGAGCAAACGAUUUGUAAACGAGAAAAGAAAACGCAGGAAACUCUCGCCCAUCGCUUUCCCUUCCCCCAAACAGAGCCGAGAAAAUUUCCUCGAAGAGGAAAGCCGCGUCGAAUUGUAGAACAUUCUCGCUAGCUUCUGCAUUUUUCCACAGUAUAAGAUUCGAUCGGACAUAUUUAGGGUUCGGUGUUUUCAUGGAGGAAUCGGGAAGUGGCAGCGACGUUGUGGCUUCGCCGCUCGCGAAAUGGAGAAGCGAUUUCUCGAGGUCGUUCCAGAAUUACUUGGACAGUUCUGCUCCUCACGCCGGCCGGAGGUGGCUGGUGACUUUGGCGGCGGCUGUGAUCUACGUCUGUAGGGUUUACUACGCUCAAGGAUUUUACGUCGUCUCCUAUGGCCUCGCUACUUACAUCUUGAACCUCUUGAUCGGUUUCCUCUCUCCGAAGGUCGAUCCAGAGAUCGAGGCUUUUGAUGGCGCAUCUCCGUCGAACGCAGGUUCUGAUGAGUUCAAGCCUUUUGUUCGUCGUCUUCCUGAGUUCAUGUUCUGGUACGCAGCAACGAAGGCCUUUGUUGUUGCAUUUCUCAUGACGUUCUUCUCCCUCUUGGAUGUUCCUGUGUUCUGGCCGAUCUUGUUGUGUUACUGGCUGUUUCUGUUUAUCCUUACCACGAAGCGCCAGAUCGUGCACAUGAUCAAGUACAGAUACGUUCCCUUCAACUUUGGGAAACAGAGGCACACUGGCAAAGAUAAGUCUAGAAGCGGCAAUGCAUCGUCUGGGAAUGGAAGGACGGAUUGAUGUGAAUCUUGGACCAGGCAUUGUUC